AGUAUAAAAGAACUCUUUCAGCCCCUUCCCACUGAAUCAAUGACAGGGUAGCAACCAUCGUACUCCCCUUGGAUUGUGGUAUAAGAAAAGCCAUAGGCAUGGGAUCCGCUUCCCCUCCAAAACCGUCUAUUUUCUGCUUGAAUUUGAAAUGGCCAUUUCAUUUUCCCCACCAAAACCCUAACCCCAACCCGAAAACCCCAAAUCCCUGCGAUUUCGACGCCCCUUUUCUCUUCAAAUCCGUCCAAAGCCUCUCAUCUCUCGCUCUCAAUCUCCUCCACUCCGCAUCCAAAACCCUAGAACUCAAACCCCACCAGAUCAACGGUCAGAUCCCAAUCCAGAAGAUCCAAAAGAAGGCGAAGGCCUUGUCGCCUGAAGAACAGGGAGAGGCUGAACAGCGGGCCCUUGCAUCGGCGCUGGCGAGCAGGAAGGAGGCGACAGUGAUCGAAUUCUACUCGCCCAAGUGCAGGCUCUGCAACUCGUUGCUUGAUUUCGUGUUGGAAUUGGAGGCAAGGAAUUCCGAAUGGCUCAACAUCGUCAUGGCCGAUGCUGAGAACCAGAAAUGGCUCCCCGAGCUUCUCCACUAUGAUAUCAAGUACGUUCCUUGCUUUGUGCUCCUGGAUAUACAUGGAAAUGCUCUUGCAAAGACGGGCAUUCCGACGAGUCGGCUCCAUGUGGUUGCAGGCCUGUCGCAUCUUCUCCAAAUUAAGCAGCCCCAAAAAUACAAAGGCAAGAAUGCUCCUUGAUUUGGGCAUCCAAACAAUCUUCACAAAAUCUUUGUAAAGUUGAGUGAAACAAGGAUUAUUUUGUCCAAAUGAGUUCUUGCAAUAGGAAAUGAAAAAUGCCUUCUUCUGUUUUUU
This is a messenger RNA of Magnolia sinica, 857 nucleotides long. RefSeq lists its product as uncharacterized. Lineage: Eukaryota; Viridiplantae; Streptophyta; Magnoliopsida; Magnoliales; Magnoliaceae. The transcript has 2 exons. Gene Ontology annotation, biological process: cell redox homeostasis. The coding region runs from base 99 to 743 and encodes 214 amino acids. The record is from RefSeq and is a predicted model, not a curated record.